Malassezia sympodialis ATCC 42132 is the source of this 5259-nucleotide messenger RNA. Its product is annotated as Class IV chitin synthase-like protein. Gene Ontology annotation, molecular function: ATP binding; chitin synthase activity; cytoskeletal motor activity. Lineage: Eukaryota; Fungi; Basidiomycota; Malasseziomycetes; Malasseziales; Malasseziaceae. The record is from RefSeq and is a predicted model, not a curated record. The coding region runs from base 1 to 5259 and encodes 1752 amino acids. Gene Ontology annotation, cellular component: myosin complex; cell periphery; cell septum. Gene Ontology annotation, biological process: chitin biosynthetic process; fungal-type cell wall organization. The transcript is spliced from 2 exons.
AUGCUGGUCGCGCACAAUACCUACCGUGAUUCUACGGCCAUGGAUGAGGAGGCAGCUGAGGAGGCGCAUUUAUACGCGGACCUUGCAUCUCUUCCACCGAGCCCCCAGGCUCUCGCGGCACGCGUGUACCACAAGAUGAUGCAGUCGCAGGCGCCGCAGUCGAUUCUGUAUAGCGGCCUGACGGAUGCGGGCAAGACACACAAUAUGCUCCGUGUGACGGAACAUCUACUCGCACUCUCCGCAUCGCAUUCCCAGCAUGAGUCACAGCUUGCCGACCAGGUGCAAUGUGCCCAGCAGGUACUCUCUGCGUUUGGUGGCGCCAAAACCCAGUCCAACGAGCAGGCAUCGCGGCAUGCCACGUACUGGGAAUUGCACUUUUCUGCGCGUGGACGCCUUGCCGGCGCCAAGGUGCUUACGUUCGCGCUAGACCAGCACCGCCUACACCAGCUGCCUAGCGGGGAGCGCUCGUAUGCCAUCUUUUACCAGGUACUGGCAGGUGCCACACGCAAAGAGCGCAGCGAUUACCGUCUCGACGAGCUCAACCUGGAUAUUGUGCCCACGCGCGACGAUGCACGCACCUUCGAGUGGACGCGCACAGCACUAGCGCGCCUCGGAUUCAAGGAAAAGCAUGUGCAGGGCGUGCUUCGCGUGAUUGCCUCGAUCCUGCACAUCCUCGCGAUCGAGCUGGGCGACGCCGAUGACCACGUCCAGGUGCUCAAUCCCACCAAGCUCUCCUGUGCGGCGGAACUGCUGCAGGUGAGUGCGGCAGAUCUGCAGCAGAGUCUCGUCAUGGACACCUUGUUUGUACAGGGCGAGCGUGUGACGCACAUGCUUGAUGCACGUGGCGCACGACAGCAGCGCGACUCGCUCGCGCACCACCUGUAUGCCGUGCUCUUCGCCUUUGUUGUCGAGGCAAUGAACCAGAAACUGGCGCCGGCGGAAGUCCAGCCUCUGCAAAUCGUGCAGCUCGAUCCGCCUGGAUUUGUCUCGCAUAUGCGUCUUCCGCAGCGGACGCCGCGCGCCUCGCACUUUGAUGAUCUCGCGAAAAACUACAUUGCCGAUUUGCUGCGUCACCUGAGCGUGCGCUCCAUCCUGGACCCCAGCGGCUGGCGCGGCGUGUGUGAGGCCGAAGGACUGCCGGUCCCCGAGUCCCACAUUCCCUCGGAUUGCGUAUCCCUGCUGCGUGGCGAGCCGGUACCGCUGGGCGGCGCGGCGCCCUGGGACGCACAGGGGCGACCGUCGCCGCCCGCGCUGGCGCAGCCCACAGGCGGGCUCCUCUCCGACUAUGCACGUGUGCUGGACACCGUGCUGGCCGGCGAGCGCGCUAUUGACGACGAUGGCGCACUGCUGCGUGACUUGGAGCGCCAUGCAGAACACCAUGCCUUUGUCGCGCCGCGUGCGGGGUCCAGCGUAUUUGAUAUUCAGCACUCGCUGGGGCCGUGUUCCUACACGGUGCUGUCGCAUCAGCGCUCCGAGCUCGACUGGCUACCUACGCAGCAGCUUUCGAUGCUGCGCGCCUCGCGCAACGCAUUUGUUACACGGCUGUUCGCUGGCCCCGGCCUCGCGAUCGAGUCACGUCUGUCAGAGCAGGUGCUGCUUCGUGCUCAAGUGUCGUCGCGCCCCUUGCGCCGACCCACGCGCCUAGGCGCCCGUGUGCCGUGGCCUGAGACGCGCAUUGAGGGCGUUUUGCAGCAGAUUGACUAUGUGGUACAAAGUCUCUGGCACACGAUGCAGCAGGCUGAUACGUGCUGGCGAGUACUGUGUCCACAAGGGCUCGACGCGCAACGUGUCUCGGCACAGAUCCAUGCGCUAGGCCUGACGAGACUGGUGAGUGCACAGCGCUACAGCUAUGUAUACCUUCCUCGCGAUACCUUUGCAGCGCAGUUUGGCGACUUGGAGCAGGCGAUCCAGUCCCGUGGAUGGCUUGUGCCCAGCGAUGUGAGUGUGGGCGAGUCGCUGGUGGCCCUGUCGUACCCUGCGUGGUUUGCGCUGACGGGUGCCGUCACGCCACCGCGUACGUCCAAGCCGCUUGUACGCCUAUCGCAGCAAGCGCCGACGGUGCACCAACCGUACAUGCAGGAUCCUCCCGGCUCAGACAUGUCGCUGCUCAAGCCUGAGGCGUUGGGCGAGGAGCCCAUGCUCCCAACGGACCUCGCGCCUGCAUGGCCGCCCAUGGUCGACAGCAAGGAGGGUCUGCUGCAGCCGACCGAGAUGGACGAAGAGCCUGUGUCAACUGAGCGCCGCUUGUGGUCGUGUCUGACGUGGGUGCUGACUUUUUGGAUGCCCGACUCGGUCCUCACGCAUGUGCUCGGAAAGACGCGCCCUGAUGUGCGUAUGGCAUGGCGCGAGAAGAUGACCAUCUGUUUGCUCAUCUUUCUGCUGUGUGCCAUGAUCCUCUUCUAUAUCAUUGGACUCGGCCACCUUCUGUGUCCUGACUUUAAUCGUGCAUGGAACGAGGGGCAGCUGAGUGAGCACGGGGAUGGCGACUCGUUCUAUGUGGCGGUCGCGGGCAAUGUGUACGAUCUGACCAAGUUUUACAAGUUGAGUCACUCGGAUAUUCCCAGCAUGCCCGUCACGCAAGACGUGAUGAUGCAACUGGCUGGCCAGGACCUCACGCCCUACUUUCCGGUGCCACUCAACGUGGGGUGCUCGGGGCUCGUCCAGGACGCGACGAUGCAGCUGAUGCAGCAGCAGAACCUCACAGCGCCCAUUGCCCAAGCCGUGCAUCAGUCCGGUGCAGCGCAGUCGCACAAGAACACCAAGCUCAACAAUCCCAACUGGUAUUACCAGCGCUUUUUGCCCACGAUGAAAAAGUAUUGGAAGGGGCACUAUGUAUACGACAAGGCGCGCAUUCAGAGCGAUGGCUCAUGGCGCAGCUGGGCGAUUGUGCAUGGGCGCUUGUACGACCUCACUAACUACCUGUACACGCAGCAGCAGCACCCCGGCGAUGACAAGUACAGCUUCCUUAACCACGACCUUGUCGACUUGUUCCAGGCGCAGGCGGGUAGCGAUAUCUCAGGCGACUACGACGCACUGUUGCAAAGCCUUUCACCUGCCGCGCAGCAGCAACAUCAGCACUGUCUGGACCAGGCGUUUUAUGUGGGCCGAUCGGACUUCCGGCUCGAAGCGCGGUGUCUCGUCCAGAAUUACUUGCUACUUGCGUUCUCGGUGAUCAUUUUCAUCUCGAUCUUGGCCAAGUUCCUCAGUGCGCUGCAGCUCGCACACCGUCCCUCACCGGAGCAGCAGGAGCGCUUUGUCAUCUUGCACAUUCCCUGCUAUACCGAGGGCGAGGAGUCGCUUCGCAAGACGAUUGAGAGUUUGGCUGUGCAAGAGUACGACGACAAGCGCAAGCUCUUAUUUAUUGUAUGUGAUGGAAUGAUCGUGGGCAGCGGCAACGAGCACGCAACGCCGCGCAUUGUGCUGGAUAUCCUCGGUGUCGAUCCCAGUGUGGAUGCCGAGCCGCUCCCUUUCAAAUCGGUUGCCGAAGGCUCGAAGCAGCUCAACUAUGGCAAGGUCUACUCAGGCCUCUUUGAAUGCGAGGGCCAUGUCGUGCCGUUCUUGGUUGUCGUCAAGGUUGGUCGUCCCAGCGAGCGUUCUCGGCCCGGUAACCGUGGUAAGCGCGACACGCAGAUCCUGCUGAUGCGCUUUUUGAAUCGCGUGCAUUUUGAUGCGCCAAUGUACCCGCUUGAACUGGAGAUGUACCACCACAUGAAGAAUGUGAUCGGCAUUGACCCGUCGUUCUACGAGUACAUUCUCAUGGUCGAUGCUGAUACGCUCAUUACUCCGGAUGGUCUCAAUCGCCUCGUGGCUGCGUCAGUCGACGACCCCAGCACGAUUGCCGUGUGUGGCGAGACGCUGCUUGAGAACGAAAAACAGUCAGUGUGGACUAUGGUGCAGGUGUACGAGUACUACAUCUCACACAACCUGUCGAAAGCAUUCGAGAGCUUGUUUGGCAGUGUAACGUGUCUGCCCGGCUGCUUUAGCAUGUACCGACUUCGCUCAAGCGACAAGGGCCGCCCGCUGUUCAUCUCGGACAAAAUUAUUGACGACUACUCGGAAAACCGUGUGGAUACGCUGCACAAAAAGAACCUGCUCGCGCUCGGUGAGGACCGCUACCUGACGACGCUCCUGCUCAAGCACUUCCCGCUUUACCGCACGCGAUACCGACACGAUGCGAAGGCCAUGACGGCUGCGCCGGACUCACUCUCUGUCUUGCUGUCGCAGCGCCGUCGCUGGAUUAACUCGACCGUGCACAAUCUGGUGGAGCUGGUCAAGAUGAAAGGGCUGUGUGGCUUCUGUCUCUUCUCCAUGCGCUUCAUCGUGUUUAUCGACUUGGUAGGCACGAUUAUCCUGCCUGCAACGGCCGUGUACAUGGUAUACCUGAUUGUGACGGUGUCGAUCGGCCAGAGUCCCAUUCCGGUGAUUGCCCUGGCCAUGAUCGGCGCCGUGUACGGUCUGCAGGCGGUCGUGUUCUUGCUCCGUGGCCAGUGGCAGUAUAUUGGCUGGAUGGUCAUUUACCUACUGGCCUACCCGUUGUACGCAUUCCUCCUCCCCAUCUACUCGUUCUGGCACAUGGACGAUUUUUCGUGGGGCAACACGCGCAUUGUCGUUGGCGAAAAAGGGAACAGGAAAGUGGUCGCUGGCACAGACGACGAGCCGUACGACGACUCAAUGAUCCCCCGCAAAAGCGUUACCGAGUACCAGCAGGAGCUAUAUGGCGACGAGGAGCCCAUGUUGCUGUACGGCGCACCACCGAGUAUGGCCUCUUCGACCCCCCUGGAGCCUGAGGACGACUACUUCCAGAGCACAAACUUACGCGACAAGGCACACCGCUCGCAUCGCCUCUCGUCUACAUCGUGGAUGCCGUCCACAGGCAAGGCGCGCGACUCGCUCGCGACGCUCCCCUCCAUGGCUAGCAGCGGCCUGGGCUGGCCCAUGUAUGCACCGUCCAUGCCAUCGAUGCCCUCCAUGUAUGGGAUGCCCAUGUACCCGUCGUUCCCAGAGAUGGGCACGCCAUUCCCGCCGUCUAGUACGGACCAUCAUACAGGCCUACCGAUGGUGUACGAGGAGCAUCCCUCCGAGGAGCAGAUCCGCACAGCAAUUCAGUCGUAUCUUGCGGCACAGUCAAGCUUGAUGCACGUCACCAAGCGCGAUGUUCGCGAGGCUGUGGCCGCCUCGAUGCCCCAUGCCGACCUAACGGGCCACAAGACCCUGAUGAAUCGCAUUAUUGAUCAGCUGCUCUCUGGACAGAUUGCCUAG